Messenger RNA from Ictalurus punctatus (channel catfish), 3001 nucleotides. RefSeq names its product SRY-box transcription factor 9a (gene sox9a). Gene Ontology annotation, molecular function: RNA polymerase II cis-regulatory region sequence-specific DNA binding; DNA-binding transcription factor activity, RNA polymerase II-specific. Gene Ontology annotation, cellular component: nucleus. Gene Ontology annotation, biological process: oligodendrocyte differentiation; heart development; negative regulation of transcription by RNA polymerase II. The record is from RefSeq and is a predicted model, not a curated record. Bases 165 to 1514 code for a protein of 449 amino acids. The transcript is spliced from 4 exons. NCBI's taxonomy places the organism in Eukaryota, Metazoa, Chordata, Actinopteri, Siluriformes, Ictaluridae.
UUCGGACACCACUUGGAAAUAAAGCAGCACGCGCGCGCGGGACCCGAAGAAAGGAGCGCUUUCUCUGAAGUGACUUCACGCGCAUCAGUGGAUUGCGGACGCUGUGACGCGGCUCAAGUCGCCCGGGUGGGGAAAAAGAAACUUCGAGUUAUUGAGCGUCUCGUAUGAAUCUCCUCGACCCCUACCUCAAGAUGACGGAUGAGCAAGAGAAGGACGCACCGAGUCCGAGCAUGUCCGAGGAUUCGGCGAGUUCUCCUAGCGGCUCGGGUUCGUGCUCGGACGUGGAGAGCGGCGGUGGGCGCGCGCGCGAUAAUGGUGUCGAGCUGAAAAAGGACGUGGACGACGAGCACGAGAACAGUGAGAAGUUCCCGCAGUGCAUCCGCGAGGCCGUGUCGCAGGUGCUCAAGGGCUACGACUGGACGCUCGUGCCUGUACCGGUGCGCGUGCACGGCGCCAGCAAAAACAAGCCACACGUGAAAAGGCCCAUGAACGCGUUCAUGGUGUGGGCGCAGGCCGCGCGCCGCAAACUCGCAGAUCAGUAUCCUCAUCUGCACAACGCCGAGCUGAGCAAGACCCUGGGCAAGUUAUGGAGAUUGUUGAACGAUGUGGAGAAGCGUCCAUUCGUAGAAGAGGCUGAGCGCCUGCGUGUGCAGCACAAGAAGGAUCACCCGGACUACAAGUACCAGCCACGGCGAAGGAAAUCAGCCAAGAAUGGUCAGGGCGAGGGGGAAGAGGGUGCUGAGCACACACACGUCUCCACCAAUGCCAUCUUCAAGGCACUGCAGCAGGCCGAUUCUCCAGCAUCCAGCAUGGGAGAGGUGCACUCCCCCAGCGAGCAGUCAGGCCAGUCUCAGGGUCCCCCGACUCCGCCCACUACCCCCAAAAUUGACGCUCAGACAGGCAAAAGUGAGCCAAAAUGCGAGGGCCGCCCACUCCCGGAUGGCAUCGGAGUAACUGUUGGCUCUGGCGGGCAGCGUCAGCUUAACAUCGACUUCCGUGACGUGGACCUGGGUGAACUGAGCAGCGACGUCAUCUCACACAUGGAGAGCUUUGACGUGGCCGAGUUUGACCAGUACCUGCCACCUAACGGGCACCCCGGGCACGGCUGGAUGGGCUCAGCGCCCACCGGUUGGAUGGCCAAGAGCCCGAGCUCCAGCCCUCAGGUGGGUGCUGCAAGCCCUGGUGAGGAUCAGAGCCAACAGAGGACAACGCACAUCAAAACCGAGCAGCUGAGUCCUACCCAUUAUGGCUCCUUUAACCUGCAGCACUACACCACUUCCACUUCAUCCUCUGCCUUCCCAUCAUGCAUCAACCGGCCACAGUAUGACUACACCGACCAACAAGGCAGCGCCACCUCCUAUUACUCAGCAGGCCAGAGCUCGAUUUACUCCACCUUUAACUACAUGAGUCCCAGCCAGAGGCCCAUGUACACCCCCAUCACCGAGACCCAAUCAGGCCACAGCCCCCAGCACUGGGACCAGCAGCCUGUCUACACACAGCUCUCCAGACCAUGAGAACACACACACACACGCACACAUACAUAUAUACACACACACAGAUACGUACCCAUGCAGUGAAGAUUAUUUAACAAGGCUGAUGGCCCCACAUAGAGACCCUCCAUUACUCUUCCUGUAAAGCACACACUUGAAUACUCAGCAGAGGAAGACUGGAAGGAACGCUGGUCUUUAAAAAAGAGCAGCUCACCACGUGCCUUUUUCAUCUUUAAAUCACCUGAUGCCAAUUAGAUAUAUAUUUUUAGCCUUGAUUGCGAGAAAAGAGAAACAUUUUUCUGCGAAAAGAAGAAUCCUCUGUGAGGACUUAAUGAAUUAUUGUACUUUAGUAUGUACUGUGUAUGUUUUCUGACCUUUUCCAUAGCUGAUAGGGAUUCUAUUCUGUAGGGAAACGGUUUAUUUUUUACUAAACCACUCUUAGCAGUCCUGCCUAGUCAUCCUCAUGGUAUUUUUUAUCGGCCUCUAGGAUUCUGUUUGCUGUGCUAGUGGAUCUUCAUGCCGUUGCAUCCUACAUUAUGUUCACUUUCGUUAUUUCUUGUAUUUAUGAUUAUUAAAAAUGUUCCUGAUGCUUUAGAGUGAUGUAUUUUUAAUGUUUUUUUGUAUGACAUGUCUGCCUUGUGCACCAUCAGUGCCUGGUCUUGUGGGUUUUUUUUUUUCUUUUGUCAAGGUAGAAUGUGCAGCUGAGAAUUUACUUAGUGCCUGACAGUGGCAGGAAGUGACCUUUGACCCCAUGUCAUUAUUUCCAGUCAACAGUCAUACUGGUCUCAUCUUUCCACCCUGACCCCUUUUUUUUCUGUUCAGUCUUAACCCUUUCUAAUUUAUUUAUUAGUCUUAAUUUUAUUUCAGAUUAAUUAAGUGCAGUGUAUUCAUUAAUACUGUAAGCAACUAAUUAUUUGUCUUUGGAAGUCACCCUUCUGGAUAUUGUAAUGUUUAAUCCAAUUCAUUAAACCGGAAGGGUUGCUACUUAAUAUGGUACAGUUCUGUAAUCAUCAUGUUUAUUUAUCAUAUCUAGAUGUCUCUAUUUUAAAUGUUUAUUUGUCUAUUUGUUUUUCUUCUUUUGUGCUAGCCAGAAUUGAUGAUGAAGUACUGUCAAGGCUGAUCAAACUGGAACUGUCAGCUUUCUUCCAUUAGGAAGUAUUUUUUAUUUUUUUUUUGAAGCUCUGUUUGAAGCUGUAACUGUGUGUGUGUGUGUGUGUGCAUGUGUGUGUGCGCGUGUGCUUGUUUAUAGAGAUACCAGAGAUUUCACAUCAAAUCCUUUCUAAGAUCGACUUUUUCCAUGCCACAUAUUACUGAUGGUACAUCUUCCGAACAUUUUUUUUUUUCUUUCAUCAGAUUUAACAUAAUUUUCUUUAAAUAUUUGCAUUUUUUUAUUAUAUUUGCAAUAAAACUUUUAAAAAAUACUCUGAAAUAAAAGUGUAGCUUCUGUUUCUUUUUACAUUUUCAAGAAACAUAAAUAAAUAAAUAACCAUUGAAGGAGAAAUAUCACCGAA